Fragaria vesca subsp. vesca is the source of this 840-nucleotide messenger RNA. RefSeq lists its product as uncharacterized. NCBI's taxonomy places the organism in Eukaryota, Viridiplantae, Streptophyta, Magnoliopsida, Rosales, Rosaceae. The record is from RefSeq and is a predicted model, not a curated record. The transcript has a single exon. Bases 1 to 840 code for a protein of 279 amino acids.
AUGUCUGCUCUACAUUCAUCAUAUGACUUGUUCUUCUUGAACCCAGUAACAGGUACUCAGAUUGUGCUCCCAUCACAUUCCGCAGUUACAAAGUUCUUUAAAAUAAAAGCAGUAGCCUCGUCAGUACCAUCGGAAACAAGGUUGAAGCCCCGGCGGUGUUACGUGUCUUGCCUUGUCUUCAAACAAAAAUGUAGUUUGGCUUUCUGUGCUCCCGGUGAUGAAUCAUGGACCUCCAUUGCGGCCGAGUGGGAUGAUAUUGCUGUAGGAUUCCGGGAUGUAGAAAUAGUUGAUGGGAAAUUACAUGCUGUAGGUGUACGUGCAUUAGAGUUUUUGAUGGUGUUUGACAUCCAGUUAGAUACCAAUGGCUUCGGAAAUCAUACCUGCACAGCACAAAUGUUGGUCACUCUUCAUCCCAACAUUGAUAGCAUACUUGAUAACCGAGUUCACAUUGAUCAGCAUUGUUACCUAGCAAAAGGUUCUGAAUCAAAGGAGUUGUUUAUGAUUUUGCCUAGGCAUGAAUUUUACAGGACCAUAGGAUUUUCAAGUGUUAAGUUGGAAUAUAAUGUUACUGGUCAUAAUUGGGUAGAGAUUGUUAAUAUUGGUGAUCAAGUGUUGUUUAUUGGCGCCCUCAACACCAAAUUUAUAUCUUUGGGUAGUACUACUUCUCAUGAUAAAACACUUGAGAGAAACUCUAUCUAUUUUGUAGUCAAUUCGUCCAAAACAUGGGAAGCUGGGGUGUUUUCUUUGACAGAUAAAAGCAUCAAACCUUUGAUUGUUCUCAAGGAUCAUUUGCGUGAGGGAAUAGAUCGUACUGUUUGGUUCACACCAAAUUCUUUGUAG